GAGCUACAGUGGGCAGUAUCCAGCUGCAGAAGACGAGCAUCCUGACCUGCCAACAUGAACACUUCCCUCCAGACACUCCUGCUUGGAUGCCUUGGGCUAGUGCUGCCGGCUGCUCUUACGGAGCCGGUGAGAUGGUGUGCGAUAUCUGUACUGGAGAAAGAAAAGUGUGACAAUCUGACGUCCAUCUUCACAAACCUCAACUGUGUGAAGAGGGAGGGAUCCGUCGCCUGCAUCACAGCUAUCAAAGAUGAAGAAGCAGAUGCCGUCACCUUGGAUGGAGGUGAUAUCUACAAAGCUGGUCUCCCCGACUACGACCUGCACCCGAUCAUUGCCGAGGAAUACGGAGAAAACUCCGACACCUGCUACUUCGCUGUGGCUGUGGUGAAGAGGGACAGUGGUUUUGGGUUUAAUGAGCUGAAGGGGAAAAAAUCCUGUCACACUGGCUUGGGGAAGUCUGCCGGCUGGAACAUCCCCAUCGGUACCCUGUUGGCACAGGGCCAAAUUCUGUGGAACUCCACUCAAGGACAGACCAUCGAGAGUGCCGUGUCGGACUUCUUCUCUGCGAGCUGUGUGCCCGGAGCGGAACAGGGCUCCCGCCUGUGCAGUCUGUGCAAAGGAGACUGCUCCCGCUCACAGAGAGAGCCCUACUACGGCUACGACGGAGCCUUCAAUUGCCUGAAAGACGGGAGGGGUGAGGUGGCCUUUGUAAAGCACACCACAGUGCCAGAGGCGGAGAGAGCAGACUACCAGCUGCUGUGCAGGGACGGGAGCAGGAGGGAUGUGAGCGACUACGCCUCCUGCCACCUGGCCAGGGUGCCCGCCCACGCCGUCGUCAGCCGCAAGGACGCCGCGCUGGCCAACGAUAUCUGGAACAUCAUCGGACAGGCCACGGAAGGUUCUCCGCUGUUCUCAUCUGUGGGCUCCAAGAAUCUGCUAUUCAAAGACUCUACCGUUGGCCUGCGUAAGCUGCCCAGAUCUACAGACUCCUUCACGUACCUCGGCGCUGAGUACCUGAGCAUCGUCCGCGCGAUCAGUGGAGACACAGGCUCUUCAGCAGUGACAUGGUGUGCAGUGGGCCCUGCAGAGAAGCAGAAGUGUGAGCAGUGGAGAACAGAAGCAGGGGGCAUGCUGCAGUGCAAAAGCGCUGCCUCUGUGGACGAGUGCAUACGGAACAUUCUGCGCAGAGAGGCAGACGCCAUGACGAUGGACGGAGGGGACAUAUAUUCUGCCGGAGGGUGUGGCCUGGUGCCCGUCAUGGCAGAGCAGUACAACGCAGAUGAUUGCGCUUCAGGAGGAGAGGCCUCCGCAGAGACCUCCUCCUACUACGCGGUGGCGGUCGUGCGGAAGGGGUCAGGGCUCAGGUGGGACGGGCUCAUGGGGAGGAAGUCGUGCCACACCGGAUUCGGGCGCACCGCCGGCUGGAACGUGCCCAUGGGCCUGAUUCACAACCUCACCGGAGAGUGCGACUUCUCGAAGUUCUUCUCCCAGAGCUGUGCCCCUGGUGCGGAGUCCGGGUCCUCCCUCUGCGCUCUGUGCGCGGGAGAGGGGUGCCAGGCCAACAGUGAGGAGCCGUACUUCGGCUACGCUGGGGCCUUCAGGUGUCUGGUGGAGGAGCGUGGAGAGGUUGCCUUUGUGAAACACACCACAGUACUGGAAAACACAGAUGGACAAGGUGCCCCCUGGGCCUCUGGACUUAAUUCUAGUCACUAUGAGCUACUGUGCCCCACUGGCCCGCCCACUGCCCCCAUCACUAAAUACCUCAACUGUCACCUGGCCAAAGUCCCCGCCCAUGCUGUGAUGACCCGUCCUGAGAGGAGAGAACAUGUGAUCGUAUUCCUGAAUGAGCAGCAGGCCAAUUUUGGGACCAAUAGCUUAGCUGCCUUCAAGCUGUUCCAGUCAGAGGGGUCAGGCAACCUCCUGUUCAAGAGGUCCACAAAAUGCCUGCAGACGGUGCCGGUUGGACAGAACUACCGCAGCUUCCUGGGGGAGGAGUACUUUGCCUCUGUGACCUCCCUCAGAAAGUGUGACAGCACCACAUCCGAACUGGAUCAAGCCUGCACCUUCCACACGUGCCAGCAGAGGGCAUAAGAGACGUAUGGGAGCACCUUUGAUGAAUACCUACAGCAAUGCAUUUUCCUCCUUUUCUUUCCACCGCUGUUUUCUAUCUGAACAGUAU
This is a messenger RNA of Conger conger (European conger), 2176 nucleotides long. RefSeq names its product serotransferrin-1-like. The record is from RefSeq and is a predicted model, not a curated record. Gene Ontology annotation, biological process: antibacterial humoral response; iron ion transport. Gene Ontology annotation, cellular component: extracellular region; early endosome; plasma membrane. Bases 55 to 2088 code for a protein of 677 amino acids. The transcript has 17 exons. NCBI's taxonomy places the organism in Eukaryota, Metazoa, Chordata, Actinopteri, Anguilliformes, Congridae.